This is a messenger RNA of Oryctolagus cuniculus (rabbit), 4503 nucleotides long. It is a transcript of the gene CBX2, whose product is annotated as chromobox 2. The record is from RefSeq and is a predicted model, not a curated record. Gene Ontology annotation, biological process: negative regulation of transcription by RNA polymerase II. Lineage: Eukaryota; Metazoa; Chordata; Mammalia; Lagomorpha; Leporidae. Gene Ontology annotation, cellular component: PRC1 complex; heterochromatin.
UGUGCGGCCGGCGGGAGCGCGGCGGCGGCGGCGGCGGUGGCGGUGCGGGGCUGCGGGCGCCGCGGCGGGCGGGGCGCGGCAGCAUGGAGGAGCUGAGCAGCGUGGGCGAGCAGGUCUUCGCCGCCGAGUGCAUCCUGAGCAAGCGGCUGCGCAAGGGCAAGCUGGAGUACCUGGUCAAGUGGCGCGGCUGGUCCUCCAAACAUAACAGCUGGGAGCCGGAGGAAAACAUCCUGGACCCUCGGCUGCUCCUGGCGUUCCAGAAGAAGGAGCACGAGAAGGAGGCGCAGAACCGGAAGAGGGGCAAGAGGCCGAGGGGCCGGCCGCGGAAGCACACGGCGACGGCGGCCUGCAGCCGGCGCGCCAAGCUCAAGGAGUCCGACACGCCCUGCAAGUCCAAAUCCAGCAGCUCCUCCUCUUCCUCUACGUCCUCCUCCUCAUCCUCAGACGAAGAGGACGACAGCGACCUGGACGCCAAGAGGGGCCCCCGGGGCCGCGAGACCCACCCAGUGCCUCAGAAGAAGGCGCAGAUCCUGGUGGCCAAGCCGGAGCUGAAGGACCCGGUCCGCAAGAAGCGGGGACGCAAGCCCCUGCCCCCGGAGCAGAAGGCAGCGCGCAGGCCCGUGAGCCUGGCCAAGGUGCUGAAGGCGGCCCGCAAGGACCUGGGGCCCCCGCCGCUCAGCGCCCCCGUGGCUGGCCUGGCAGCCCUAAAGGCCCACACCAAGGAGGCCUGCGGCGGCCCGAGCGCCGUGGCCACCCCGGAGAACCUGGCCAGCCUGAUGAAGGGCAUGGCGGGCAGCCCCAGCCGCGGCGGCAUCAGCUGGCAGAGUUCCAUCGUGCACUACAUGAACCGGAUGAGCCAGGGCCAGGCGCAGGCCGCCAGCAGGCUGGCGCUCAAGGCCCAGGCCGCCACCAAGUGUGGCCUCGGGCUGGACCUGAAGGUGAGGACACAGAAAGCAGAGCUGGGGCUGAGCCCCCCAGGAAGCAAAGUCCCCAAGGUCACCAGCGGCGGGGCCAUAGAGCAGAAAGCGGGGAGCACCGUGGGGCCCCCCCAUGCCCAUGGCGGCGGCAAGGUACCCGCUGGGUGCCCCGGUCCCCAGCCAGCACCCACGCAGGAGCUGAGCCUGCAGGUCCUAGACUUACAGAGCGUCAAGAACGGUGUGCCCGGGGUGGGCCUGCUCUCCCGCCAGGCCGCCGCCAACAAGGCUGGCACCCCUGCUGCCGCCAGCCCCGCCACAGGGAAGGGCGCCGGGGGUGGCCCCACAGCGGGCAGUGGGGGCAGCGUGACCGUGGACACCAGCAAAGGCGAGAGGCUGGCCUCCAGGGCUUCGGCUCUGCCCACCCCCACGGGCAAGAGGGACGGGGUCAAGGGCAGCGUCGCCCCCGGCGGGCAGGACGGCAGCGCGGCCCCUGGCGAAGGCCGGAAGGCAGCUGCGCUGUCAGAGAUGAGCACGGGCGAGGAGAACAGCAGCUCCGACUCGGACCCUGACUCCGCCUCGCUGCCCAGCGCCGGCCACAACCUGUCCGUGUCCGUCCAGACCAGCCAGGACUGGAAGCCCCCGCGCAGCCUCAUCGAGCACGUCUUUGUCACUGACGUCACCGCAAACCUCAUCACUGUCACCGUGAAGGAGUCCCCCACCAGCGUGGGCUUCUUCAGCCUGAAACAUUACUGAAGGCCCCGCGGCCCACCUGCCCUGGCUGCCGACCCGCGGCCCAGACCCUCUGGGGAACUGUGUCAGGAGGAGGGUAGGGGGCUCCUUUGGGCAGGCUCACAGGGACUUCUCCCUAGACGCCCCCUGACCUGGGCUUGGGGCAGGGGCUGCAGCCCCCCAGCGUCCUACCUCUCUGGGCCUCUGCCUUGCUUCGCCCUUCCACUCAGGAAGCCUGGGCUGCCCCGACAGUCUGUGCGGCAGCAGCCCGCAGCCCGGCUCCUGAUUGCCGGAAGGGGGUCUCCUGGCCCAGCCUGACGGCUCUGCCCCAGGGUGGAAGAGAAGGGGGGGGCGGUGGGUUUGUGCAGGAAGGGCUCUGCUGGUGGUUCUCCAGGCGCCAGACGGUGGAGCAGGGGUGACCCCUCCCCCUUCCAACACGGUGCCUGGGCAAUCAAGGGCAAGGGGGUGGACCCUGUUCCUGGCAGCCAAGGGCGAAGGCCUUACUGUCAGGACGGUUGCUGGCAGCUGCUGGGGUGAGUUCAGGAGCCGGAAGGGGGUGGCCUGGGUGCUGUCUGUCCCCAACUCAGGAGAGCACCUGCAGCCCCAGCCCUGUUGGCCCAGAAGUCCACUGAGGGUGAGGGGCGGCUGGUCCCAGGGCUCUUCCAUCUGAAGAGCAGCUCUGGGGACAGAACAGAUGUCACUGCUGCCUCUCCUGCUGGCCUGUGCCCCUGCCCAGGGCCCAGUAGGGCGCUUCCAGGUUCCAGGAUUGGGGAGGUAGGCUGCAGGUGCACAGCUCCGCUGGCUGGGGCAGUGGUUGGGCCUGGACUGGGCUGCGAGCCGACCUCUGCGGCAAGCCUCUUCCUCCAGCCGCUGGGUUCUCCCCGUGACCCCGCAGGCUGGCCCCGCGGCACCGGAAGACAGGCGUGCAGCCAUUGCGGGGCUGUCCUGCGCCGGCUCCCGGAGGUGGUGCAGGGGUUUGCUGAAGCCUGCAGAGCCGGAUGAGCCAGCCCUGGGGUGCCACUUCCCCUGACAAUCCCCCCCACUUGGGGGUUCAUUGCCUGCUCUCCGCUGGGAGGCCCUGUCCCUGUGCCAUCUGGGAGGCCCCCUGGCAGAAGGCCCCCGGGGAGCCCGGCUCUGUCUGCCAGCCUUGGCGCUGAGGCCCUAUCACCCCUCCCUGAGAAAGGCAAGUGCUCAGGGCCGAGCCUCUUCCCAAGUGCCCCCGCCAAGAUGCCUGUGUUUUGGGACCACCCAAGACUGGUGUCCGAGCUGCUGUCCCGAGAGGACAGCUUGGGGCAGAGAGGUGGUCCGUGGGUGGCCUGGAGACUGGAGGUGGCAGCGGAGGGCAGUAGGUCACUGGGUCUCUCUGUGAUGCCAAAAAGAAUGGCGGGGCCAGCACGGCAGCUGCGUCUGCUGUCCGUGGUGGUGCUCGGCGGAAGGCAAGGCCUCACCUGCAGGCCCCGCUGAUCCCUCACCCUCUGUGCCAAAUAGCAAGAGGUGGCCUUGGUGAAGCCAAAUUGAGCUCAACGGCGUGCCUUUGUGGACAGAACUUGUCCGUGACUGCAUCGAGGGCCGUCUGGGUGCAGCCCCCUGGUCUGGUGCCCCUGUCUGCAGACUGGAGCCCUGGGGGUCCCCAAUAAGGAGGCAGCGAGGGCCAGAGUCGGCCCCUGUGCUGUUCUAGGGAGAGACCAGCUCACUGUCCUGGGGAUUGGAUCCAGUGGCCUGGGAUCCUGGCUCCCGAUAGCCAGUGCCUCGCUCUUUCUCAAGGGAACUGAACCCCAAGCUCUACGGCGUGUUUCCUGCCGGGGCGGGCCCCAAGGCCAGGGGAGCAGCUCCUGGCCACGCCCUCGGGUCUCUGAGCGGUCAGGGAAUUGGGGGGCGCCUGCGCCCGCCGGCCGCCUCCCCUGCCCUAAUUCGGUGCCUUUGUUUACCAGCUUCUGCAAUCCCAAAGUUUGAGUCUGCGAACACCUUAGCCCCAGCCACUUUGCCUUCUCGCUGCGUCCGUGUCUUCCUGGCGCAUGUGACCAGCAGGUGCACACACGGCCCCAGCCUCUGCCAGGGCACUGCAUCAGAUGCGCAGAGUGGGAUGUCUAUGUUUACCAAUAAAUAAAAGUAGUACUUUUUGUAUUUUGAUUUGCUGCUAUCUGUGUGUAGCUAGGCAUCGGUCACCCAUCUGAUCUGCCGUGUCCCUCCCUGGGGUCCUAGGUGAGGCUUAGCAUGGUGUGUGUGUGUCAAUACGUUCCUACCCCGUCUUGUCUUUGUUUGCUUCUGUAUCAUGUAGGAAGAAAUGGCUUGUCUGUCCUGUUCCUUAGAGGGGUCAGAUAUUUUUAUAUAUAUAUUUUUGGUACCAAAAAAGAGUGUUGCUUGCUUUAGUUACACUCAAAACCCUGAUCUGACUAGCGAGGGCGCUGGGCCUGACCUUUCAACCCAUGCCAAUCACUGGCUGGAUUUGUGGUUUUUUAAUUAAAAAAAAAAAAAAAAAAGCCAAAUCACCCAUAUAGGCCACAUGUAAUUGCCUUACACUGUGGCUGUUUGCUUCAUUGCCUUGGGAAAACUUAAGACCUUCGCCUAAAGGACAGCAGCCGGCGUAAUCAGCACCAGCCAGUCCAGGGCAGUGUGCCCCCCAGGGAGCCCCUCAUGGCUGGGGAGAGGGGGAGGCAGUGCCUACACGAGCAGACUUUCCAGUGCGCCUCAUGACCCUAGAGCUUUCUGAGUAUUUGGGGGAACUAACACUAGCAUAGGUGCAGCUUCUUUAGGGCGGUGUUAAUUUAUUUUUGCUGGAGAAAUUAGCAAAGGGUGUCACAGGUUUGCAUCAUUUUGUUAACUCUUAGAUAUCAAUAAAUAUUUUUUUUAAAACUUU